AUGGUUGCCGUGGGAUGUGCCGUCGGAGCGUUUCGCGGAUGCACGGCGACUCUCACGGUGCUUAGAGGGACCAGCAAAUUCAUUAUAGCAGUGGAGAUUUCGCCAUCAGCUUUGGUACAGGAAACCGCAUCUCAUAACACGGAGGCUGAAGCAGCCCUAGCCGGAUUCCAAUCAACCUUGAGACCUUCGAGCCAUCCGUCUCCUUGCGGUUCGUCCAUUUUUCAAGGCGUGACCAUAGCGGAAGGCAGCCACGAGCUGUUCGCCCCUCUUGCUAGAAAAACAGAAGCCACCAUUCUCCGUUUAGAUCGGCUCAAGGCGUUUCGACACGCUACCAGCAAAGCAUCACGGCCGCGACCUGUGAACCUCUCAGGAAGGCACAUUCAGGAAAGUCCUCGUACGGCGGCAGUGGCAGUCGCUGCUAGAAGCAGGGGUUCAGCUGCAGAAACGGGGUCGAUGUGCAUGAAAUUUCCGGCACAGGCUAUUCAAGGGUUAACUGAGUACUGUAGCGGAGCUGACGGCUCUUUCGGUGGCUGCUUUGGCAUCGAAUGGGGCUCCGUUGGGAAGGAGAAUGGCGAUCCUCCGUUCAGCAAUGCUCGAGCGUUUUGGGGGCCGCGUGCUGGAAGAGAUGAAGACGAGCCGCUGUACAGGCCGCUGCUGGUGGAUUUCAACCUCCGCAGUCGGCAGAGGAGGGUUGGUGACAUGGCAGCUUGUGGAUCUGUUUGUCAGGAUGAUGCUGCAGGAUAA
Closterium sp. Naga37s-1 is the source of this 744-nucleotide messenger RNA. Lineage: Eukaryota; Viridiplantae; Streptophyta; Zygnematophyceae; Desmidiales; Closteriaceae. The record is from the annotation of a GenBank genome assembly.